AUGGACUCAAACUUUGCGGACGAGGACUCCCGCGCGCCUGGCGAAGCCUCGGAUGAGAUGAUUCAGCAAGAGAACGAGGCGACCGAGGCCAAGCAAGAAUCGCAGGACCAGGACACGUCAAUGGUUGAGGACACAGAUGAGACGGCUAUCAAGCAGCAGUCCGCAGAAGGCGAUGCUGCACCAGUGUCAGACAAUCCGCUCGAUGCGCCGGAAGCGCCAGCCCCGGAGGCUGCAGAAGACGGAGGUGAAGAUGAGGAAAUGGCCGAUACCAAAGACGGGACACCAGCGGUCGACCCUGCGCCCACGAUCACGAAGACCGCAGCCGAGCAGAGUGCGCGAUCGCAUCUGAUUGAUCAGAACCAUGCUAUCAUUCUGCCUUCGUACAGCGCUUGGUUUGAUAUGCACGAGAUUCACAACAUCGAGCGCAAGGCGCUGCCAGAGUUCUUCAACAAUCGCAACAGGAGCAAGACCCCAGCCGUGUACAAGGACUACCGAGACUUCAUGGUCAACACGUACAGACUGAAUCCUUCGGAGUAUCUGACUGUGACGGCGUGUCGCCGAAAUUUGGCUGGAGAUGUCUGUGCUAUCAUGAGAGUGCAUGCGUUUUUGGAGCAGUGGGGUCUUAUUAACUACCAGAUCGAUCCAGAUACGCGACCUUCCAACAUUGGUCCUCCAUUCACAGGUCAUUUCCGAAUCACAGCAGAUACGCCUCGAGGUCUCCAGCCACACCAACCUGCACCCGGAAGUACCGUUACUCCUGGUAAGCCUCACGCUGGCACCGAACGAUUAGCAUCUGCUGGCAAAGCAGACCUCAACCUUGAAGUACGAAGAAAUAUCUACGAUGACAAGGGCAAAGACGUUACCCCGGCGAAGACUGAGGGCGAGGCGAACGGCGAAGCAAAGAGUCUGGAAGAGAGCUUGAAACAAGACGGCAAGCAGUACUUCUGCUACUCUUGCGGAAAGGACUGCACCCGCGUGCGAUACCACAACUCCAAGAACCCACCUGCGAGCGCCGCAACACCAAAGCCGAACAAGGAGCAGCGAUACGAUCUGUGCCCACUGUGCUUCCAGGAAGGCCGGUUCCCAAGCUCCACCACUGCUGCAGACUACACGAAGCUCGAGAACGAACGAUACAGGAGCGUUGGAGAUAAGGAAGCAUCAUGGACCGACUCAGAGCUCCUGCUCCUGCUCGAAGGUCUCGAAAUGUUCGAUGACAACUGGGAGUCCGUCGCUGACCACGUCGGCUCGAGGACGCGAGAAGAAUGUGUGCUCAAGUUCUUGCAGCUCGAGAUUGAAGACAAGUACCUCGAAGAAGUGCCCGCAGCGAAUGGAAGCUCGACUGCGACCUCAGAUCUUGCAUACCUUUCAGGCGGUCGACUACCCUACAGCCAAUUUGACAACCCCGUCAUGUCAGUUAUGGGCUUCUUGGCUGGUCUCGCAGACCCUGCGACCACCGCCAGAGCCGCUGGCAAGAGCGUCGAGGAGAUGCGCAAGACCCUCAAGCAGCGCAUCGACAAAGAGGCUGAGCCUGGAGCGGAGAAGGAGGGCGACAAGGAGAAGGAGAAGGAGAAAGAAGGCAGCAGCGACCCUGCUGCGCAAGUCAAAGGGGAGACCGAAGACCAAGGCGACAGCAUGGAUGUUGAUGACACGACCUCGCUUGCGACCCGAGAACCGCCUACCUCGCACGAUCUCCCAACGACUGCUCUUUCACUCACCGCCGCCCGCGCCGCCGCCCUGGCUUCACAUACCGAGCGCCAGCUCACCAACCAAGUCUCAGCAGCCGUCAACCUCCAACUGCAGAAGCUCGAACUCAAGCUUCAACAAUUCAGCGAGAUGGAAUCGCUUCUCCAAGCUGAACGCCGCGAAGUCGAGCGCAUGCGACAACGUCUCUUCCUCGACCGUCUGCAAUUCCGGAAACGCGUCAGGGAGACCGAGGCCAAGCUGGCGGGCAUGAAGAUCCAGCCUCCUGCGGGCGAGAAGCUCGCCAUGGGCGCUGAAGAUGGCGGUGCGCCUGGCGAGGGUGCCGAGCCGUACCAAGAGGAUAUGGAUGGGUUCAUGAAGCAUGAGAUUUAG
Zasmidium cellare ATCC 36951 is the source of this 2073-nucleotide messenger RNA. RefSeq lists its product as uncharacterized. NCBI's taxonomy places the organism in Eukaryota, Fungi, Ascomycota, Dothideomycetes, Mycosphaerellales, Mycosphaerellaceae. The transcript is spliced from 2 exons. Gene Ontology annotation, molecular function: histone binding; DNA binding. Gene Ontology annotation, cellular component: SWI/SNF complex. The coding region runs from base 1 to 2073 and encodes 690 amino acids. Gene Ontology annotation, biological process: positive regulation of DNA-templated transcription. The record is from RefSeq and is a predicted model, not a curated record.